UGGAGCAGAGGGGUGAAUCAUCUUGACAUGAACUUCCAGCUAUUUAGCCACAUAAUGCUAAACUCUAGUUUCAUGCAUUUUGGUGCAUGUUUAAAAGCAGUUAAUGACAAUGUCAGUGACUCUUAGAAAUCACUAACACCAGAUAAUACACUGCACAUGUUAAUACUGAAAGUUCAUUCAAUAUAACGCAAGUAUGCUGCACUUAAUGGACUGAUACUGCAGCUGUACUACUUUUGACUUGCAUGCCACACAGAUAAAUGCUGUUAGUUAACUCCAGGUUGGACUUUGACACUGAUCUGUAACUGUGCAGACAGCCAGAACUGAUAUGGAGCAACACUCAACCCUGCUGUAAGACUUCACAUACAGGCUGCAUAAACUAUAAACUGAUUCAGAGUAGACGUGCAGUGAGGAGACACCUCUCACCUACUGAAAGAAUGGCCUCCACCUCUCUGGGAAGACGACUGGUGGCCUGUCUGCUCAAUGUUUCUGAAGCUCGCAGGAAAGAUCUGGUGGAGACGGUCGCCAAAGCUGCUUUAUAUGACUCUGCAGGUGUCCGACGAGAGGAAACCACAGUGCUCAACAUCUUCAACGACCACGACUACAACCGCUCUGUCAUCACCAUCGUGUCCACCAUCGACUCCAUCAGGGAGGCGGUGCUGUCUGCAUGCGAGAAGGCCUGCGGGCUGUUCGACAUGCGCACUCACACCGGGGUUCACCCGUGUAUGGGUGCUGUCGACCUCGUACCCAUCUACCCCCUCGGGGAGGAGGUGGGAGUGGAGGACUGUGCUGAAGAGGCUCGAGCUGUGGCUCAGGGACUCACAGAGCGGGUCCGAGGCACCAGCGUCUUCCUGUUCGGAUGGGCAGACUCGCCACGUCAGAGGGGGCUCGCGCAGAGGAGGAAGGAGAUGGGCUGGUUCAAGAAGACGGAGGACUUGCAGGAGAUCAGGCCCGACGUGGGGCCUCUGCCGCAGAAACGAUUCGGCCUCACAGGUGUUGGGGCCAGUCCGUACGUGAUGAACUGCAACGUCACCAUCGACACCCAGGAUAUCGCCAUGGGACGCAGCAUCGCCGCAGCCAUCAGGGAGUCGACCCCGGGUGGCCUGCCGGGGGUGCAGGUGCUAGCUCUGCCACACGAGGGCGCCGUGGAAAUCGCCUGUAAUGUGGAAAGCGUGCAGGGGACUCCACCUAGUCACAUGACUCCGGGUCAACCGUGGCCAGCUUUUAGCAUCGGUGGUCAGCCGUACUAUCACGCUCCAGCUUCUCUCAUCACGGCGAGGGUGUCGGAGCUGGCAGGGAGGCACGGCGUUAGCACGAAGAGCACCGCGCUGGUUGGGUUCACCCCCCAUCAGUGCAGGGGUCUGGCAGAGCUGGCGCUGUCUCAGGGGAUCGCUGAGUACUGGAAAGAGCAGCGCAAGAUUCAUAUGUGAACACUGAUCUGAAAACCAGCCGUAAACACAAUUACUUUGGUUAUUAGUGAUGUCACGUUAAUUAUCUUGAGGAUUGGCCGUGCCUGAUCUCCUGACCAUUGUUAAGUCUGUCAUGUGAGCAGUUUACUGGAACAAAGGCAGAUUUACUACUUGAAAUUUAAAGUAGUUCCACAAAGAAGUGUGAAAAAGCAGGUUUCUCAUUUCUAGCUCAUAACCUUUAAAGUACCUACUGUCACUAACAGACUUUAUCAGUCAUGUAGUCCGUUAAGUAACGCUAACUCUGUGAGUUGAUUGAUAACAAAGUAAAUUUAAAAUGAAAAGGGCAGGAUUCAUAUGUGAACACUGAUCCAAGACCAGCGACGCCACAAAUGAAAAUGCAUCAAUUAAUUGUGAUGUCACUUUAAUUAUCAUAAAAACAGAUUGUGCCAAAGCUCAACCACCUUAGUUACCGUUGCUAAGCCAAGUUUUCCAUUAUAACACUGCAUGUGUACAGUUUACAGUGACAAUGGCAGAUUUACUACUAGAAAUUUAUAGUAAUGUCACAUUAAAGUGUGAAAAAAUGAAUUCUGUUACCAGCAGACUUAAAUAAAAACACUGUGAAAGACAUAAAUAUGCUCACAAUGGUCACAUACAUGAUAUCUUGCUAAUCUAAAGCUACUCAAUAUGAAGCUACAAGUCUUAAGCAGAAAGAGCUCUAGUAUACUAGUAUUUUAAAUAGAAAUGUAGUUAAAAUGUUACUAAUAACAGAAGGAGUUUUACUUUAUUGUUCAUACAUACAAACAAUAUUUCACUAUAACAAGCGAGGAUGAGAACAAAGUGAAGUGUUUGGCAGACAUAAUGAAUUAUGGCUGGAGUUUGUGGAGAGUAAACUAAACAAACUAAAUAAAGAAAGAGCAGGAACUCAGCUGUUUAUUGUUAAUCCCAAAUUGGAUAUAGUUGAUAUAACAACUCUGAUUUUCAGUCCUAAACAGAGACGAGCAGUAGUAGUCUGACUUGUUAAUGUUUGCUUUUGUAUGUUUGGUUUUAAGGAGAGAGAGAGAGAGAGAGAGAGAGAGAGAGAGACCAUGUCAGUAUGUGAAUGAUCCAAAGGUUGUUGUCUAACAGUGUAAUGCUCCUUUAAUUGUUUACAGUAUAAGAAAUGUUCUAAUAAUAGCAUUAAUGGGUUUAUAAGCUGUUUAAUAAUGUUUUUGAGUUAUAUUUAAUGAUCAUAAACUGCAUUCAGACUUUUUUCAAUAGAAAUAUUUUAUUCAAUAAAUGAUUUAUAAAUUAAAUAUCUUCGUCCUGGUUUUAUUUUCAUGAGGAGACUCGACAUG
Molecule: messenger RNA, 2740 nt
Organism: Scomber japonicus (chub mackerel)
Lineage: Eukaryota; Metazoa; Chordata; Actinopteri; Scombriformes; Scombridae
Gene: ftcdnl1
Product: formiminotransferase cyclodeaminase N-terminal like 1
Exons: 6
Coding region: 435-1427 (330 amino acids)
Molecular function (GO): transferase activity; folic acid binding
Source: RefSeq, a predicted model, not a curated record